GAGCCGGGAGCCGGGAGCCCGAGCCGGAGCGGAGAGGCGGCCCCUCCGCGGAGCCUGGGGCCAGCUGCUGCAGCGGGCAUCAUGGCCAUGGACGUGUCAGAAUACCAGCUAAGCGUAAUCAAGAGCCCUCCUGGCUGGGAGGUGGGUGUCUACACUGCUGGGGCCCUGGCACUGCUGGGAAUUGCAGCUGUGAGCCUGUGGAAGCUCUGGACAUCGGGGAACUUCCCCAGCCCAUCCCCGUUCCCAAACUACGACUACAGAUACCUCCAGCAGAAAUAUGGGGAGACCUACGCAGAGGCCAAGCAGAAGAGGGUGCCUGCCUGGAACACCCAGCGGGCCAGCACGCGGGGACCACACAGUCGCAAAGGCAGCCUCAGCAUUGAGGACACCUUUGAGAGCAUCAGUGAGCUGGGGCCCCUGGAGCUGAUGGGUCGGGAGCUGGACCUGGCCCCCUUUGGGACCCUCCGCAAGUCCCAGUCGGCGGACUCCCUGAACUCCAUCUCCUCUGUGAGCAACACCUUCGGGCAGGACUUCACGCUGGGCCAGGUGGAGGUGAGCAUGGACUACGAUGCGGCCUCCCACACCCUCCACGUGGCCGUGCUGCAGGGCAAGGACCUCCUGGAGCGGGAAGAAGCCGGCUUUGAGUCCUGCUUCAUGCGUGUUAGCCUGCUGCCGGAUGAGCAGAUCGUGGGCAUCUCCCGGAUCCAGAGGAAUGCGUAUUCCAUCUUCUUUGAUGAGAAGUUCUCCAUCCCCCUGGACCCUGUGGCCCUGGAGGAGAAGAGCCUGCGGUUCUCUGUGUUUGGCAUUGAUGAGGAUGAGCGGAACGUCAGCACAGGGGUGGUGGAGCUGAAACUUUCUGUGCUGGACCUCCCGCUGCAGCCCUUUGGCGGCUGGCUGUACUUACAAGACCAGAACAAGGCUGCCGACGCUGUGGGCGAGAUCCUGCUCUCCCUUAGCUACCUCCCUACAGCUGAGCGCCUCACUGUGGUGGUGGUGAAAGCCAAGAAUCUCAUCUGGACCAAUGACAAGACCACAGCAGACCCCUUCGUCAAGGUGUACCUGCUUCAGGAUGGGAGGAAGAUGAGCAAAAAGAAGACAGCCGUGAAGAGGGAUGACCCCAACCCGGUGUUCAAUGAGGCCAUGAUCUUCUCUGUCCCAGCCAUCGUGCUCCAGGACCUGUCUCUCCGUGUGACAGUGGCUGAGAGCAGCAGCGACGGCCGAGGGGACAACGUGGGCCAUGUCAUCAUUGGGCCAUCAGCCAGUGGCAUGGGCACCACACACUGGAACCAGAUGCUGGCCACACUGCGCAGGCCUGUGUCCAUGUGGCACCCCGUUCGGCGAAACUAGCAGCUGGCAAAACGGGCCGGGGUGGGCACAGAGCUGCCUUGGGGCCUGGCACAAGCUCAGCUCUGAUGCCCCUUCAUAGUCCAGCGGGAGCCAUGAAUGCUGGGGUCCCCCACUGGAGCCCCCACGAGCCAUCUUGGUCCUUCUGUCCAGACUGCAGUGGAGGAGUGGGCCUGGCCAAGUGUCUAGGGACCCAGGGCUUCCUCCCACUGAGGACCAGCUGUGGCUGGACCACACUCCAGGAAAGGCCCUGGCACUGGCCCACUGUGUUCCCAUUUUGAGAUCCCCAAUAGGCCUGUCUCUGGGCCUGGGGCAUUGGGGCUUGGUCUCUUAGAGCUCUCCACACCCUACCCCUGCUGGGAUGCCAGUGCUAAGCUGGGUCAUAUACCGGAACUGAGUGAGUAUUGGGGCCAGACACUGUGCUAGACACCAGCAGACAUGACAUGAAUGGGAUGCAACCCUUAGGAUGUCUGGAAGACAAGACCCCCCGCCCCCUGCCCUGGGGAUCUGCUUUGUGCUGAAUGCGGACUUGGGAGAGCUCUGGGGGCCAUGAGGACAAGAUGAGAGCCAUGCCCUGAGGUGUCCCAGCCAGCCAGCCAGCCUAAGCAAGGCAGGGACAUGAAGUACCCUGUCACAGACUGUCCUCAGCCUACUGCAGUGGACACGAGGGCCUUUCUCUGGGCAGAAGUGACCAGGAGACUAGGCAAAGCAGAGGCCUACAGGUGGACACUGGCUUCAGAGUCACACUCUAUGAAAUCUACUCCCUUGAACAAUAACCUUGCAAGGCCCAGAGGUCCAAAGAGGCUCAAAGCCAGGUCCUUGUGUUCAGUCCCAACUGAAUUAGGCAUUGGCUCUGUGGUGUUUGUUGGGGUAACUCCAGGCCAGACUCCAUUGGAAAGAGAGGGGCCUCAGUCUAGGGACAGCUGGUGGGCAGCAGGACAGCCAGAACACAGACUGCAGGGGGUCUGUCGGGGAGGCCUUUGUGGGCCUUGGAGGAAGGGCCCAGCCAGAGCAGGGGCAGUGAGGGAAGGCAAGGGGCAUCCAGAUUGAGGGCAGGGUAGAGGGGCAGGUUUGAAUGCCGGACUGGGAAGGAGGUGGCAUUGGGUGUCCUAGGUCGAAUUCCAGAAGCAGACCCUGAGGUUCUCAGGCAAGGGGCUGAUGGGGAAGGGGCCCGGGAGCCCUCUGGAGAAAACUGUCAGAGAGAGAGGGAAGCCAUGGAGCAGGGGCCGAAGCUAAGCAAGCUGUGGCUUCCGGAGUGUCUAGCUCUAGCCUGGUGGCCUGAGGAGCAUCCCAGAGGGGCCCUGCCCAGGAGCAAAGGAGCUGGACUGUUUCACCUCUACAGGGCUUUGGCUACCACCCAACCCCAGCUGGAGGAAGAGCAAGCAUAUCUUCCAGUUGUCACUGGCUAAGGCAGCUCCCAUCUGCCAAAAGCAGCCCCAGAGAAGCAGGCAGCUGGGGAGUGGGUGCCAGUUCAUGCGGGGGAGGGCAUGCAGAAGCCUCUGCUUCCUGGGGCCACCACCCACAGGUCAGAGCAUGGCCUCUCAGGCGGGCUGCUUCUGACCCCAGUGAGCUCUGGAGACCCAGGCCCAACCAGUUACCCCCAGUGAUGCUGGGAGAGCCCAGGGUGGUCAUGGACCUGGAGGCAGACUGGAGGUGUCUCCCCACCUGACACAGCUGUGGCCCAGCCUUGUGGCCAGCAUGAGGAGGUCUGCCUGCCCCAGCACAGAGUCCAUGGGCACAGCUGGUGAGCCUCUGCAUCCCAGGAGACCACAAACUCUUUCCACCCUAGUGGCUAUGCAGUACAGGCCAUUUAUACCCACCUUCUCUUCCCCCUCUUUCCCUCCCUCUAACUGCAUGAAAUGUGGACUGUGUACUCGGGAUGGGCGUGGUAGGGACCGAGACUGCUGACUGGAAUUAUUCUAGAACCAAAAUAAAGCUGGGGCAGGAAGGAGGGAGCUUCUGGGGAGCCUUGCUCAGCCCCAAAUCACCUUCA
Molecule: messenger RNA, 3337 nt
Organism: Canis lupus familiaris (dog)
Lineage: Eukaryota; Metazoa; Chordata; Mammalia; Carnivora; Canidae
Gene: SYT12
Product: synaptotagmin 12
Exons: 8
Coding region: 82-1347 (421 amino acids)
Biological process (GO): regulation of dopamine secretion; calcium-ion regulated exocytosis; cellular response to calcium ion
Molecular function (GO): SNARE binding; phosphatidylserine binding; clathrin binding
Source: RefSeq, a predicted model, not a curated record